This is a messenger RNA of Tripterygium wilfordii, 3479 nucleotides long. RefSeq lists its product as uncharacterized. Lineage: Eukaryota; Viridiplantae; Streptophyta; Magnoliopsida; Celastrales; Celastraceae. The coding region runs from base 366 to 3068 and encodes 900 amino acids. Gene Ontology annotation, cellular component: Golgi apparatus; membrane. The transcript is spliced from 2 exons. Gene Ontology annotation, molecular function: zinc ion transmembrane transporter activity. Gene Ontology annotation, biological process: transmembrane transport; intracellular zinc ion homeostasis; zinc ion transport. The record is from RefSeq and is a predicted model, not a curated record.
UUCAUCCAAAUUCCAAAAGCACUAAUCUGAGAUCAUCGACAAAUCGUAAAGAUCCAAAUCUGAGGGGAAGGAUUUUUUUUUUUAUUUUUUGAUAUUUCAUCCUCUAAAAUAGGAUGCAGAUCCAUUUUGCAGAUCUAAUGGGGAUGUUCUAAAACCUACUAAGAUCCAAGAAAUAUUUAUGACUGGGCCAUCAAUGGCCGCUAGGGUCGGACCAAAGCAGCCUCAAAGCCUGGUCAAGGCAUACCCAGUCAAUAAAAUCAACGCCCAAGACUAUAUACCUCUCUAGUCGACUCCCUCUCCUCUGCUCACCCCCUCCUCUCCUUGACUAGACUAAUACGCGCAGCAGACUGCGAUUCCCCACAACUAUGGCAGAUCACCGCCACCACCACCACCACCACCAACAACAUCGCCCCAAUCGAAUCUCCGUUCCUCCGCGUGCCACCAAUCCGACCACCCUUUCCAGACAAUACCCUCUCUAUCCUUACCCUUCCUCCACCCCAACACCUACCCCGUCCAAAAACCGGUUCACGGCCCUCCCUUCAUUCGCCGCCUCCAAAUCUUCCAAAUCCUCUCUAUCAUUUCUCUUCCUCCUUCUCUUCUCUCUCCGUUCCCUCUAUUCCCUCCUCCCUUUCCUCCGCUCCGCCCCCUCUUUCUCCCUAUUCCCGUUUUCGUUCCUUGUUUCCCUCCUCUCGUUCUUCCUCUCCCUCUUCUUCUCUGGCUUCCUAUUCUCGUCUCCAAACACUCGCUUCCUCUCCCACAAACAGAAUCAGCCGAGUUUGGGUCUUUCCUCUAUAACCCAAUCCCAGCACCGGCUGCUCAUAUCCAAAUCCCUCCUGGUUGCUGUUGUUUUCCUUCUCCGGUUCCAAGCCCUCCGUUACUGUGGAACUGCGGCCAUGAUCCUCGCCGAAUUUUCCGGAAAUGCCGCCGCGCGGUUCCUUACAGAUGGCCGGAGUGGAAGUGAUCGGAAUUCAAAAAAUAGAUUUGGUAAGCUUGGUGGAUUUCUCGCUUUGUUUGCUGGGUUGUUUUUGUUGUCUAUAAGUUGGGAUCGGAUAAAUUGUUUCCCUUUCUCGAGCUCGGUUGUUGAUAGAUGGGGGUUUUCAGUGUUUCCUAGGGAAGAAUGUGUUAGAGUUUGGCCAAUGCUGCUUCCGUUUCUAUCAGGAUUCUUGGGUUGCUAUGAGCGUACUUCAGUGAAUUGGGGCACAAUUAGGCAACUGGGUGGGAAGCGGGUGAGAUUGAUCACUCUGUUCUAUACGACAGUUUUGCUCUUUAUACCAGCUGUUUUGAGUGUGUUCAUUUUUGAAGAUGAUGGAGAUGUAGUUUCCAUAUGGAAUUUAGGCUGGCCAUUAGCUAACACAGUUGUGUUUGGGGUGCUAAUGACUGAAAAUUUCAGUGAUGAUAAGUUGGCAAGCUCCAAAGAUUUUCGGAGAGAAUUUUUUGUUACAUUUAUUUGUACAAUAGUUUUGGAGUUAAUUUACUUUCCCGAACUUUCACUUUGGGGGCUAUUGCUGUGUGGUUUAUUGCUGUGCUAUGCAGUUAGGGAAUUGGAUCCAAUGUAUCUGAAUUAUGUCGAAUUGGGCAUGGAAUCUUCAGAGUCAUUUGCUACCUCGAUAAUGAAGCCCAUACGCCACAUUUUGAGCGAAAGGAAGUCUCGCAAGAUCGCGCUUUUCCUAUUGAUUAACACUGGUUACAUGAUUGUGGAAUUUGCGGCUGGAUUCAUGAGUAACAGUCUUGGAUUAAUAUCAGAUGCAUGUCACAUGUUGUUUGAUUGUGCUGCUUUGGCAAUAGGGUUAUAUGCUUCAUAUAUAUCUCGUUUGCCUGCAAACAAUCAGUUUAAUUAUGGUAGGGGAAGGUUUGAGGUUUUGUCAGGAUAUGCUAAUGCUGUUUUCCUGGUUCUCGUGGGGGUUCUGAUUGUGCUGGAGUCACUUGAGAGGAUUUUGGAUCCUCAAGAGGUAUCAACUAAUAGUUUGUUAACUGUUUCGAUUGGAGGCCUUUUUGUGAAUGUGGUGGGUUUGAUCUUCUUUCAUGAGGAACAUCAUCAUGCACAUGGUGGGUCAUGCUCGCAUUCACAUUCACAUUCACAUUCACAUUCAGAUUCGUGCGCAAGCUCCCACCCCCAUCAUCAUCCUCAGCAUUCACAUGAUGAGGGAAGAAGUAUUGAGCAUCAUGAAUGUAUCAAUGUUUCCCCUGAAUGCCAUGAGAAGUCGUGUUCUGGCCAUGAUCACCACCAUGGACAGCAUCAACAUGUUAGUAAGAGAGAUACCAAGUGUCAGAGUCACCAUGACCAUGACCAUGACCAUGGUCACCAUCAUCACGGUCACCAUCGUCACGCUGACCACAGCGAGCAGGUUCAACAUCGACAUGAGCUACAUGAUCAUUCCUGCGAUCAUGUCCAACAUGAAAACCAUAAUCAUGCCAACCAUAGUGUCGAUGGUUCUUCACAAAGUUCCAAAGGCCUCUCCCUUACAUUUCAUGAAAUGGGAAAUUCCUUUGGUGAAGGGGAAGAUUCUCAGACCAAUGGUCAUCAUGGAAAUUCUAAAUGUUGUUCUUCCUUGGAAAAUAGUGGUUUCCAACAGAAAAGGCUGCCAUCUGAUAGAAAGAAAUUGCAAAAACAUGAACAUCAUCACAUUGACCACAACAUGGAAGGGAUCUUCUUGCAUGUUCUGGCGGAUACCAUGGGAAGCGUUGGAGUUGUUAUUUCAACCCUACUAAUUAAGUACAAGGGAUGGGUUGUUGCUGAUCCUGCCUGUUCAAUAUUUAUAUCUGUUUUGAUUGUAUCUUCAGUCAUUCCAUUGCUCAGGAACUCCGCAGAAAUUUUGCUUCAGAGAGUUCCUAGGGCUCAUGAGCAGGAUUUGAAAGAAGCACUAAAUGAGGUUAUGGAGAUAAAGGGGGUAUGUGGCAUUCAGAAUGUUCAUGUAUGGAGUUUCACAAACACAGACGUUGUGGGGACUGUACAUCUUCAUGUUUUAGAAGAUACUGACAAAUCCUCUGUGAAGACACAGGUGUCACACAUAUUACAUGAUGCUGGAAUCAAGGAUUUGACUCUGCAGGUUGAAUGUGUGAAGCAAUAACCAAACUCAGUUUGGCUUGGAUUCUAUCUUUUGGAAGAAGUACCCACGGGAAGAUGCUCUGGAAGUUCGAACAAUGUUUCUUGGUUUUCUUAACCACUGGUAGAGCACUCGUAUUUGCUGAUGGAUACUAGUUUUUGGAUUGGAUCAGCUAACCAAGAUAUACAAAGAUCUUUUUUAUCUGGUCAUGCACACUCGUGCUGACAUGUACAGGAUCAAGUGGAGGAUAUUGAUUUACUUGGUAUGUGACUUCUUUUCUCUUAUUCUCUACUAGAUUUUGAACUUUAAUACAUUUAUUUAUGCCCAAGGAUCAGCUGAAUGUAUCUUUUCCAUCAUGUUAUUGUAGUGAUGACCUAUAUGUUGUCUUUUAUUGAUCUGGAGACCACAUUAUGGCUUAUGUCAAGAGUUGUGACA